Molecule: messenger RNA, 1668 nt
Organism: Pestalotiopsis fici W106-1
Lineage: Eukaryota; Fungi; Ascomycota; Sordariomycetes; Amphisphaeriales; Sporocadaceae
Exons: 1
Coding region: 1-1668 (555 amino acids)
Source: RefSeq, a predicted model, not a curated record
AUGGAUAAGGUCUCUCCAGAACUACUGCACGACAUUUGUGCAUGUCUGAAAAUCGAAGAUGUCCUGGCCUUUCGUCUCGUUUGCAAGGUCUUUGCCGAUGUUGGCGCCGCCUACAUGCUGCCCGAAGUCUCAUUCUACAUGCUUCAGGCCGAGUUCGCCCGCCUCAGGGCAAUCGCGGACCAUCCCAUCAUCUCCAAGCACGUCCGCUCAUUGACCUACUUCGCGGAGGUUCUGGAUAUCGAAAAGAUCACAUUUCCCGCCUACGUCCGUGGGCACACCCGUGAACAAGCCGCGGCGAGAAGCUGGAAUGGUUUCUUCAAACCUACCCCCAAGCUUGAUAGCGCUGAUCUCCCAAAGCUGCGCAGCGACUACCAGACCUACGAGCUUACAAUGAAGCAACAACAGGAGAUUAUUGAUCAUGCAUACGAUGUGGAAUGUCUCAAGGAGGUCAUUCCCAAGUUCUCAAGCCUACGACAGGCCUCCGUGUCGUCGACAGGAGCCUUUUAUGACGAUAACACAAAGUCAAGAACGUGGGACGCAACAAGACCACUCGAACUUUGCAAGUCUCGCAAGUCACCAUUCGAAAGCAUACCGCUUUCGUCGGGCAACUCGCUCCUGCCCGAGGGCAAAAGGCAUCUAAAUGGUCUGAUUGCCGGUCUCGUGGCCACCAAGACUCAGCUCGAGGGCUUCAGGGCGGGUGUUCUGGAUUGGUCAUAUUUCAAAGACUUUCUUGAGAUUCCUGAUGGCCUCUCACAUACCUUCAAGUACUUGAAGAGGCUUGAGCUUUUCCUGGAUACCGACCCUGGACAAGACAGCCGGGGUAUUACACGCUGUCGCAAGGCUUUGAGGAGCGGCAUUCUCAAGCAAAUCAUCAAGCCACUGCAGCAACUAGAAGUAUUAAUGAUAACCCUGUAUCCGGUGGAAUGGACUUCAGACGAAUGGCCGGCUUCUCUUGGGGACAUUAUUGCACCUGGCCACACAUGGCCUGCGCUCCGCGUAGUGUCCCUCGGCGGUAUCAAAACCAAUCGACACGACUUGAUCAAGUUCCUAGAGCUGCACAAGGAUACGCUGAAGAAGCUGUGUAUGCGUGAUUUGGGUCUGGGCGAAACCUCAUGGUGGAAGCUCCUGCCGGACUUGCGGAACAAGCUGGAAUUGUCAGACGUCUGCAUCUGCGGCGACAUUAUUGGAAAGUCCGAGGGCGAUGCAGAUGGAGUCCCCGAUGAGUUCUGGGAUCUGGCCACCGAGGAGGACUAUCCCCACCAUAAGCAGCGCGCAUCCAUCAACGCCUAUUGUCUUGGCCCCAAACAUUAUCCAGAUAAUGUGCCAUUAUCAAAGGAAGUUGUCCGCGAACACUACGAAGAGUACAUAAAUGACCCGGAGGCAUCCUGCGACGAAGAUGAUUUUGACGAUGACGAUGAAGUGUACUUUGACGGCCCUUAUGCUGAAGACUAUCUUGACUUUUACGGCGAUGAGGACUUUCUCGGCGGCUUCGAUGAUGAAGAAGACAUGGAUUUGGUCUCUCAAAUGCUCUUUGCUGGUGCUGGGGGAGCCAUGUUUGGCUUUGGAGCGCCCGUCGGUUUUGACGAUGAAGAGGAGGAGGGAGAUGAAGAGGACGAAGAGGACGAAGAUGAUGACGAAAUUCCCGAUCUUAUUGAUCCCGAUUCUUAA